AUGUCAAAAGAUUUACCAUCCAUAAAUAGUUCAACUAGUAUCUCCGAUAACGCUGAUUUAAAGAACUACUAUGAAAAAUUAUUGUUCAAAAACAGUAGCGAUAAAUCUUUGAUAGACCUACCUAGUAAGUUGCAAUCUCAGAACGGUACAUUUACUACAACUGUUGCUGCAGGUUCGAGAAUCCCAAAUGGUACAUUAUCAUCAUUUCCUCCUCACCAUGGUACUGCUGUAGCUGCUGCUGUUACUGCCGCCAAUAACAACGCUAAGCAACAACAAACCACUAUGGGUCAUAGUAAUAAUGAAAACCAUGCAAAUAUUGCAAACUUCGAUUUUAUUAAUGGCUUCAAGAAAUCAUUGUCUAUUAGUGAGAACAACACUCAAGAACAUAAUACUGAUAGUAAUGGUUUAACAAAAACGAUCAGCGCUUCCGCUGCUAAGACUACUGCUACAUCUUCUUCGAGCCAUCAAAACGGAAAUCAAAAUAAUACUGGAGCUUUCUCAUCAGUACAGCACUCAAAAUUUCUUGGAAACCUUCAACCAUCAACAGAUACUACAAAUGGAAAUAGAGAAGUAGGCCCUAUUCCUCCUACAACUUCAUAUGGACAAUUUCCUUUAUCUUCUUCAAAUGCAUUGAAUGACACUGCUACUGGGCAUAAUCCUAUUUUCUCAAACACCUCUUUACCCUUAAAUAAUCUUCAAAGCAAUACCGCUGCUACUACUGAACAGAACGAUAACAACAAUCAAUACAGUUUAAGAUUGACUUCGUCGAAUAUCGAAGAUUCAUAUCAAAAUGAUUAUAAUCACGAGCAAUAUAAUCAGAAUGGUCGUAAACAUAUUCAAGAUAAUUCUAUGACUUCUCCCUAUAAUUCUGCAUUUAUGAGCAAUAUUAAUGUUAAUGAUAAUCAUUUAAAUCCUUCUAUUCAGCAGCAACAACAAUGGGUUUCGAGAAGAUCUUCUUAUAUCUCUGACCUCUUGAUUAACAAUAACAAUAACAAUCAUAAUCAUAUUGAUACUAAUACUCUGCACAGAAACCCAACAUGGAAUAAUGAAUUCAAUGGACAUAAUCAAAACAAAUUGGCGAAUGAUAUAAUUCACGAAAUUUCAUUAGAUCCUUAUUCCCCAUCGAAUUCUGUUCAAUCUCCAUAUAAUACCAAUCAGUCGCAAUAUCACCAGCAACAACAAAACCAAGCACACAAUCAAAAGCAAGCAACAUCAAUGCAGAAUCAAUAUCAGUAUCAAUUUCAAUAUCAAGAUAUAACAAAUACGCCACAAAACAAUUUUUCUCAAUUGAAUUCAAUUCAUGAUAAUACUACUAAUACUAACGGAUCGUCCUAUCAAUCGCCUUAUCAACGACAACAAUCAUUGUCAUAUUGCAUGCAAUUUCAAGGACCACAAUAUCUAAACCAAACAAAUGAUCAUCAUAAUCAUCGUCGUUAUACACAACCUUUCUUAUCAAAUAUCAAUAAGAGUAUUUCUAUGAACAAUGGUAAUACUUACAAUGGCAAUAAUGAUAGAUAUUUUGAUUAUCUCAACAAUAAUUUCGCAAACAAUAUGACUUUUAAUAUGAACACCACCAUGAACAUAAACACUAAUAACAUAUCAUCUAAUGGUUUGAUUUUAACUGAAACUAAACAAUUGACAUCAACAGAUGAUUUACAUUCAUUAUAUAUGGAAUACGGUAAGUAUUAUUUUUCCACUGAUAAAGUUUUCGCAUUUACUGAUAAUUUGAAAAAUAUUAUAUUAAAUCAUGAAAAUGGAAGUGAUGUUAAUAAAGACAUCAAUGAUGAUGAUGCUUUGAGAGCUAAAUCUAUCCGUAAAUUUGUGGAUUUCUUGAAACUUUCAAAUAAAGAAAUUUUAUCGUCAUAUUCUUCUUCGUCGUCUGCAUCAUCAAAAUCUUCAGACUCUUCUUGUUCUCCACGUGAUUCAAAUUCUACAUCUCCAUCUUCAUCACCUUUAUCAAAGAGUAUCCACACUAAUAUGAAUGUUAAUAAUAAACCAUUGGUGUUAGUGGCUUUGAAAAAUGGGAAAUUAGAAUUGUUAUCGACACCACAAAAUUCGAAUUUAAUCAUCAAAAGAGGUGAUAUGGUUAUAAUUGAUGGUGAUCGUGGUAAAGAUUUAGUAAUGGUAAUUGAACCUAUGAUGAAUUCUCAAUUAUCGAUCUUUAUUAAUUUCUUAAAGAAAAAAAUCCAUUUCGAUUCUUUAAUUACUAAUAAAUCUCAACAUUUCCCAAACGAUAAAUUCAUUGAAACAUUGAUCAAUACCAAGUUGAAUAAUACGACGUUAUCAUCGUCAUCAUCCACAUUGAAUCCAAAAUUUUAUGACGUAAUUGAAUUAACCAAAUUAAUUAUUCCCACAAAGCAGGUUCUAAGAUUUGCUACACCAUGGGAAAUUAAAGUUAAUUUAAAUUAUAAAUUUCAAGAUGAAUUGAAAGCUUUACAAAUUGUUAAAUUGAAAUUAGAUUCAUUAACUAAUAACAAUUCUGACUAUACUACUACUGGCGGUAAAAAGCUUAAUAUCAAAAUAUUGAAUAGUGAAUUCCAAUUUGAUAGGAAAAAAUUGACAUUUUAUUAUGUUUGUGAAGAAAGAAAUGAUUUUAGAGAUUUAAUUAAAGAAUUAUUCAAAUUUUAUAAGACAAGAAUUUGGCUUUGUGCAAUACCAAAUAAUUUACAGAUUGAUCAAAAAUAUUAUAAUGAUACAAAUUCUAGUGAAUUGAAAACUUUUUAUAAUAAUAUUUGGAAAAAUUAUUCCAUUCAAGAAAUUAAUGAUAUUAAUAAUCAUGAUUUGAAUAUUAACUCACCAUCUUCGAAUAUUCAUGCACAUACAAAUCAACUUUCCAAAUUAAUUACUCCUCCUUUAAAUCAAAUCAAAUUAGAUGAUUUCCAAAUUGGUGUAUAUAUUGAAUUGGUUAACCAAUUAUUCCAUUGA
Molecule: messenger RNA, 2925 nt
Organism: Naumovozyma dairenensis CBS 421
Lineage: Eukaryota; Fungi; Ascomycota; Saccharomycetes; Saccharomycetales; Saccharomycetaceae
Gene: PSP1
Product: Psp1p
Exons: 1
Coding region: 1-2925 (974 amino acids)
Cellular component (GO): cytoplasm
Source: RefSeq, a predicted model, not a curated record